Ochotona princeps (American pika) is the source of this 3959-nucleotide messenger RNA. RefSeq names its product catenin alpha 2 (gene CTNNA2). The record is from RefSeq and is a predicted model, not a curated record. The transcript has 19 exons. Lineage: Eukaryota; Metazoa; Chordata; Mammalia; Lagomorpha; Ochotonidae. Gene Ontology annotation, cellular component: adherens junction; actin cytoskeleton; catenin complex. The coding region runs from base 230 to 3091 and encodes 953 amino acids. Gene Ontology annotation, molecular function: actin filament binding; cadherin binding; beta-catenin binding. Gene Ontology annotation, biological process: cell migration; cell-cell adhesion.
GGGCGGGGGGAGGGGGGAGCGGCUUCGUUUCCAGCUUCCAGCUCCGAGUGAGGCGGAGACCCGGGCGGGCGGAGCAGGCGGCACCGCACCUCGGCCAGCGGCGGCUGCAGCAGCUGCCCUCGUCCCCGCCGCCUCCUCUCCACAGCCGCUUCUGUGAUUACCACUGCAGCUGCUGAGAACAAGCGAGAAAGGAGGAGGCGAGAAACUCCCUCCGACCCACAGAGGGAGCAUGACUUCAGCAACAUCACCUAUCAUUUUAAAAUGGGAUCCCAAAAGUUUGGAAAUCCGGACACUAACAGUCGAAAGACUGUUGGAGCCACUUGUUACACAGGUGACAACACUUGUCAACACAAGCAACAAAGGCCCAUCUGGUAAAAAGAAAGGGAGGUCAAAGAAAGCCCAUGUCCUGGCUGCAUCUGUGGAGCAAGCCACCCAGAAUUUCCUGGAGAAGGGUGAGCAGAUCGCCAAGGAGAGUCAAGAUCUCAAAGAAGAGUUGGUGGCUGCUGUGGAGGAUGUACGCAAGCAAGGUGAGACGAUGCGCAUCGCCUCCUCUGAGUUUGCAGAUGACCCGUGCUCAUCAGUGAAGCGUGGCACCAUGGUGCGGGCGGCACGGGCCUUGCUCUCAGCUGUUACGCGCUUACUCAUCCUGGCUGACAUGGCAGAUGUCAUGAGACUUUUAUCUCAUCUGAAAAUUGUAGAAGAGGCCCUGGAAGCUGUCAAAAAUGCUACAAACGAGCAAGACCUCGCAAACCGUUUUAAAGAGUUUGGAAAAGAGAUGGUGAAACUCAACUAUGUAGCAGCCAGAAGACAACAGGAGCUGAAGGACCCUCACUGUCGGGAUGAGAUGGCCGCUGCCCGAGGGGCACUGAAGAAGAACGCCACAAUGCUGUACACUGCCUCUCAGGCCUUCCUCCGCCACCCCGAUGUGGCCGCCACCAGAGCCAACCGUGAUUAUGUGUUCAAACAAGUCCAAGAGGCCAUCGCUGGCAUCUCCAAUGCCGCUCAAGCUACCUCGCCCACAGACGAAGCCAAAGGCCACACGGGCAUCGGCGAGCUGGCUGCGGCUCUGAAUGAGUUUGAUAAUAAGAUCAUCCUGGACCCCAUGACGUUCAGUGAGGCCCGCUUCCGGCCGUCCCUGGAGGAGCGCCUGGAGAGCAUCAUCAGCGGGGCAGCGCUCAUGGCCGACUCCUCGUGCACGCGGGACGACCGGCGCGAGCGGAUCGUGGCCGAGUGCAACGCCGUGCGGCAAGCGCUGCAGGACCUGCUCAGCGAGUACUUGAACAACACUGGAAGGAAAGAAAAAGGAGACCCUCUAAACAUUGCAAUUGAUAAGAUGACCAAGAAAACAAGAGAUCUCAGGAGACAGCUUCGGAAAGCAGUGAUGGAUCACAUAUCUGACUCCUUCUUGGAAACCAACGUCCCUUUGCUGGUUCUUAUUGAGGCUGCAAAGAGUGGGAAUGAGAAGGAGGUAAAAGAAUACGCCCAGGUUUUCCGUGAGCAUGCCAAUAAGCUGGUGGAGGUUGCCAACCUGGCCUGUUCUAUAUCUAACAAUGAGGAAGGGGUGAAGUUAGUCCGGAUGGCAGCCACCCAGAUUGACAGCCUGUGUCCUCAGGUCAUCAAUGCUGCUCUCACACUGGCUGCCCGGCCACAGAGUAAGGUUGCUCAGGAUAACAUGGACGUCUUCAAAGACCAGUGGGAAAAGCAAGUUCGAGUGCUGACUGAGGCCGUGGAUGACAUCACAUCAGUGGAUGACUUCCUCUCUGUUUCAGAAAACCAUAUCUUGGAAGAUGUGAACAAGUGUGUGAUAGCCCUGCAAGAGGGAGAUGUGGAUACCUUGGACAGGACUGCAGGGGCCAUCAGGGGCCGGGCAGCUCGGGUCAUCCACAUCAUAAAUGCUGAGAUGGAGAACUAUGAAGCUGGCGUUUACACUGAGAAGGUGCUGGAAGCUACAAAAUUGCUAUCUGAGACAGUGAUGCCACGCUUUGCUGAACAAGUUGAGGUUGCCAUUGAAGCCCUGAGUGCUAAUGUCCCUCAGCCUUUUGAAGAGAAUGAGUUCAUCGAUGCCUCUCGCCUGGUGUAUGACGGCGUACGGGACAUCAGAAAGGCUGUGCUGAUGAUCAGGACUCCAGAAGAACUGGAAGAUGAUUCUGACUUUGAGCAGGAAGAUUAUGAUGUGCGUAGCCGGACAAGUGUUCAGACUGAGGACGACCAGCUAAUUGCUGGGCAGAGUGCGCGGGCCAUCAUGGCGCAACUACCGCAGGAGGAAAAGGCAAAAAUAGCUGAGCAGGUGGAGAUUUUCCAUCAGGAAAAAAGCAAGCUGGAUGCUGAAGUGGCCAAGUGGGAUGACAGCGGCAAUGACAUCAUUGUGUUAGCCAAGCAGAUGUGUAUGAUCAUGAUGGAGAUGACAGACUUCACAAGAGGUAAAGGACCAUUGAAAAAUACAUCUGAUGUCAUUAAUGCUGCCAAGAAAAUUGCUGAAGCAGGUUCUCGAAUGGACAAAUUAGCCCGCGCAGUGGCUGAUCAGUGUCCUGAUUCAGCCUGUAAGCAGGAUUUAUUAGCCUACCUUCAAAGAAUUGCGUUGUAUUGCCAUCAGCUUAAUAUCUGCAGCAAGGUGAAAGCAGAAGUGCAGAAUCUUGGAGGAGAGCUCAUAGUAUCAGGGACAGGAGUUCAGAGCACUUUCACUACCUUUUAUGAGGUAGAUUGUGAUGUCAUAGAUGGGGGCAGGGCUAGUCAACUUUCUACCCACCUCCCAACCUGUGCUGAGGGAGCUCCGAUCGGGAGUGGAAGCAGUGAUUCCUCCAUGCUGGACAGUGCCACAUCACUAAUCCAGGCAGCUAAAAACCUGAUGAAUGCCGUUGUUCUCACGGUGAAAGCCUCCUAUGUGGCCUCAACCAAGUACCAGAAGGUAUAUGGGACAGCGGCUGUCAACUCACCCGUUGUGUCUUGGAAGAUGAAGGCUCCAGAGAAGAAGCCACUUGUCAAGAGAGAAAAACCCGAGGAAUUCCAGACACGAGUGAGAAGAGGUUCUCAGAAGAAACACAUUUCACCUGUACAGGCUUUAAGUGAAUUCAAAGCAAUGGAUUCCUUCUAGGAUAGGGUUUCACAGAGAGCUUUUUCCUUUUCUUUUUAACUCCAUUUUUGUAUGCAUACCUGCCGACUCACGUGCCUCUGGCAUGGGGGAAAUUAAGGGAGCAGCGUCUGUUUGCAUGUGAGAUGAGAUGGGAUCAGUACUGCAGAUCCAUCUGUAGCCCUGGGUGGAGACACAGGAUUCCCGUCCUGUGGGAGCACAGAGCUGUCUUUUGCAACAUUCCCAUACAUCUGGGCAAAGAGUUCGCAUCACAAUGUUUAUGGGAGCGGGAGGGAGGGGGAAAACAAACUAAACUACAAAAGCAAACUCUAAUGCAUGCACGAAUCAUUAGGUUGGCAGGUAUAUUCAUAAGUGAAAAAUCUGGAAGUGUAAUGGUAGAAUAUAAAACUUGUAUUGCUUCUGUUUCAGUGCAAAACUGUACUAGCCAAUAUGCUUAAGUGUGUGGCCCAGAUUGAACAAUUUGUCCUUGAAGUCAUAUCCAUGAUAUUAUGUGGAUUUUUAUCUGAGAGGAAAAUAAACUAGUCCAGACUAAAGUGCUGCUUUUAAUCUACACUCUGUUGUUUUCCAGUAAUGCCAUUUACUACUGCUGAUGUUAUAUUUUUCCCCUUUAUUGACAAACAAUAAACAUUUGUUUGAGAUAAUUAAAAUUAUUCUGGGGGCACUGGAAGCACAAUAUGGCGACUAAUCUUGUAUUUUUUUUUAAUUUUAACUAUGAUUUUGCUAGAAAUAGAAGGCCUAAGGAUGACUAUUAACUGAAUGGAAACUGACAAUGUAUGAAGGUUUAGAGGCAAAUGCAUAGGUGUAGCUUGGAGUGCUGGUAUCUAAUAUACCAUUGUAGCUACUAACUCAAAAUAAACACAUUUAAUCUUGA